AUCGGGACUAUAUGGAGGAUGGUCCAAAAAUUCCACGUUUUCUUCCGUUAAAUACUGCCUCGUUUUUUGGGCUGUGUUCGAGCUUGCAUUGUCUUGGUGGAGGAUAAUCCUUCUUUCGGGGUGCAUCUUGUUGGAAUACCUAAACAGCCGACUGUCGUUUAUUUUCUGGUUCAUAACAGUAAAUCCACGAUUUAUCGCCACUAACAAUGCUGUAUAGAUUUUUUGAGUUUCCG
Messenger RNA from Acanthoscelides obtectus, 233 nucleotides. The record is from the annotation of a GenBank genome assembly. Lineage: Eukaryota; Metazoa; Arthropoda; Insecta; Coleoptera; Chrysomelidae.